AUAUGCCACUUCUAGCGACCUCUACAUAACGCUGUCAGUAUAACGCUCAACAAAAGAUACAAGUCAUCACACAAAAUUCUCGCAAUGGCUGAAGUUGAUGUUAUUAUUCCCGAAAAGGAUGAGGUUGCCGAUCUAAAAGCCUCAAAGGACGUUUCACACAGUACACUUGAAGAUUUAGAUACCGAAGAUCUUUAUGUGAAAUUGAAGAAACUUCAGAAGACAUUGGAAUUUUUGGAAGUGCAAGAAGAGUACAUCAAAGAUGAACAAAGGAAUUUAAAGAAAGAAUACUUGCACGCGCAAGAAGAAGUGAAGCGCAUUCAAUCAGUGCCACUGGUUAUCGGACAAUUCUUGGAAGCUGUGGACCAAAACACUGGUAUUGUCGGCUCUACAACUGGUUCAAAUUACUAUGUACGAAUUUUGUCUACAAUCGAUCGUGAGCUAUUAAAACCAUCAGCCAGUGUUGCUUUGCACAAACAUAGCAAUGCUCUCGUUGACGUUUUGCCACCAGAAGCAGAUAGCUCCAUUUCAAUGCUACAGCCAGAUGAAAAGCCAGACAUCUCAUAUGCCGAUAUUGGUGGCAUGGAUAUGCAAAAACAAGAAAUUCGUGAAGCUGUCGAAUUGCCAUUGACACAUUUCGAACUGUAUAAACAGAUUGGUAUUGAUCCACCACGGGGUGUUUUGAUGUAUGGUCCACCUGGUUGUGGCAAAACAAUGUUGGCUAAAGCAGUGGCACAUCACACAACAGCUGCAUUUAUCAGGGUGGUUGGUUCGGAAUUCGUGCAAAAGUACUUGGGUGAGGGCCCUCGUAUGGUGCGCGAUGUCUUCCGCUUGGCGAAAGAAAAUUCACCAGCUAUCAUCUUCAUUGACGAAAUAGAUGCGAUUGCAACGAAGCGUUUCGAUGCACAAACCGGUGCUGAUCGUGAAGUUCAACGUAUCCUACUCGAACUGUUAAAUCAGAUGGAUGGUUUCGAUCAAACAACCAACGUAAAGGUGAUCAUGGCAACGAAUCGUGCGGAUACACUUGACCCAGCUCUGCUUCGUCCAGGACGUUUAGAUCGGAAAAUCGAGUUCCCAUUGCCCGAUCGUCGGCAAAAACGAUUGGUAUUCUCGACAAUUACGACAAAAAUGAACUUAUCGGAAGAUGUCGAUUUAGAGGAUUACGUUGCUCGACCGGACAAAAUUUCUGGCGCUGAUAUCAAUGCUAUUUGCCAGGAAGCCGGCAUGCAUGCGGUCAGAGAAAAUCGUUACAUCGUUCUUGCUAAGGACUUUGAAAAGGGCUACAAAAAUAAUAUCAAGAAAGAUGAACAAGAACAUGAGUUCUACAAAUAAAUUAUUCACACAACACAAUCAUACUUUUUUCCAGCUGUAACCCUCAUACUAACAUACAUUUGAAUUUGAAAAGAAAAUAGUUUAAAAAAUAAAAAAUUCACUGAUAAAAUCAAA
Molecule: messenger RNA, 1443 nt
Organism: Sitodiplosis mosellana (orange wheat blossom midge)
Lineage: Eukaryota; Metazoa; Arthropoda; Insecta; Diptera; Cecidomyiidae
Product: 26S proteasome regulatory subunit 6B
Exons: 4
Coding region: 85-1329 (414 amino acids)
Biological process (GO): proteasome-mediated ubiquitin-dependent protein catabolic process
Cellular component (GO): proteasome regulatory particle, base subcomplex
Molecular function (GO): ATP hydrolysis activity; proteasome-activating activity; ATP binding
Source: RefSeq, a predicted model, not a curated record